AUGGCAACAGCUUUGCCACUGGAAGGUGAUGGCUUGGUGGAGAAUCUCUUUCAUUAUUUGUGGACAACGGAUGAUCUGGGAGGUGGCCCUCGGGUUAGUGUACCCCCUACAGUGAUUUAUCGAGGCUCGCAGCCGGUAGCCUGGUACUUCACGAGUCGUAAAAGUGGACGCAUCAAGCGCAAACACCGAGCAAACCUCACAGCGGCGCAUAUCGAACAUUCAUUCACCAAGCGAAAGGCUGAAACGGACAUCGUUGGGUAUUAUUUGUAUAUCCCAAAAGCGGAGAGUUCUGUUCCUGCUAUCGAGUAUUUCGAUGCAGAAGCACUUCGUGAUUUCCUAUACAAACGACCAGAGGUCCCGCAUUCGUCUUCUACCGGCUCACAACAAUCUACAGGGAUUCUUCAGCAGCUUACGCUUCCCAAAGGAGCGAGGAAUUCCACUCUUCGUGCGAUUUGGUCGCCCAAAUUGUGCUUGCUAGAGCGUCGAAUCAAUGUGCAUGCCAUCCACGACGCACGGUUUACUGUUUAUGAACGAGGCGUGACUUUCGAAGAAGGGGGUGGCGCUGAGGCUCUCAGUCGACCUGAACCAGUGCGUGGCUCGAUGUUGCCUGGUAUGGUACAGCAGCUCUGUGAACGGGUUGUAGACCAUGUCACACGUGUGUCCUACCACAAAUCCCGAAUCGCACGAAUGGCGUUGCGUCUUCAGGUCGAUUCGGACGAUCGAUUGUGGUUAUUGUGGAGUUCGUCACUGCGCUUACAGCCUCCGCUGGCUGCGAUUACGUCCGACAUGCAAUUUGAUCAGAAUAUUCGACCACUGGACAUUGUCAGCGAUGUAAAAGUCCCCAUGUUUGCCUUUGCACAAGGCGGUGGCGGACAGGUGUCGCUAAGUUCUACAAUGAGCCCCGAGAUGGACGAAGAACCUCGCCCAGGACAAACGCGCUGCGCUAGUUGCUCCCAGGUGGUGGCGCUUCGUGCACUCUUGCCUACGACGUACAAAGCUGUGUUGGCUCAUUUUCAACACGUGAUAAAGUUUCUUCGUGAACGAGUCAACGAAGCAAACCGAGAUGCUAUCGAGUGGCCACCUAACGAGCGAGUUGUACAACAAGCCGGAGGUGUAGGAUUCGGCAUCCUUCGGUAUCUCAAGACUGUAAACUCUAGUAGUGAUGACACGAAUUUGCCGAGUGCUACGUCUGGUAUGAAGGCGUGGCAAGGACGGGAGCUACUCGUUCCUCCCGUGAUCCGGUACAUGCAUCCGACACUACGUCCUGAAGACUUCGCUCGACACCGUCAAGACCCGAUAUUCCUGCACAGAACGGUAGGAGUCUGUGAGCGUUGCUGUCUCGUGUAUGCAGACUACGCUACUGCAUCACUUGAAGCCAACGGUCUGGGCAUUCGAACUAGUGCUAGUGCUCCAGCACUUUUACGCCCUGUACGAGAAAGACCCAAUCAUUCAGAGCAUUUCGACGAUGAUUCCUCAGACUUGCUCUUGCUAACUACUACGAGUUUAGGCAGCCCGUUGACCAGAGGAACUCGCGCUGCGACACAAUCAAAACCUCCUGCUUCAGCAUGGAAACCCGUUUCGAGUAACGAGAUUCAACAUGAUCGAUCUGCGAAGCUUAAAACAGGUCCACGCAGCACACUACAUUCCCUGCCGAUGGCACCAAAACUGCCGCCUCGCAUUGAAUCAUUCGAGAUGGAUGAUAGCAGUGCUCUUCGUAUUCCGGACAGUAUUCUUAAAGACGGUAGUCCACAGCAGCAACAGAGGGAAGAAGCAUUUUUCCGAGAGCUUUACCAACAAAAUGACUCUGGAAAACGCGGAGGCUAUGCUCUUCGGCAUAUGAUGGAGGCAGCCGAUCGUCUUUCACAGGCGAAACCACAGCACCGUCUCGCGGCAUUAGGGGAUAGCACCCAAAUCGGCAAAAGCCAAUCGACUGGUGCGCUGGCUGAUGCGAUUACAGAGCUAAAGCUCGCAAAGAAGACUGGAAAGAGCCCUUACAGUGUAGUUCAACGAAUUCGUGGUGACGGACGAAGUAGAUCAAAGGAUGCGCGAUUUUUCAGGUGA
Molecule: messenger RNA, 2061 nt
Organism: Phytophthora infestans T30-4
Lineage: Eukaryota; Oomycota; Peronosporomycetes; Peronosporales; Peronosporaceae
Exons: 3
Coding region: 1-2061 (686 amino acids)
Source: RefSeq, a predicted model, not a curated record